AUGAUAGAGCGGUGGCGAUCGGAGACGCACACGUUUCAUCUACCCAUCGGCGAGGCUACCAUAACACUAGAGGAUAUGGAGGUUCUUUUCGAGCUGCCCGUUGAUGGUAUACAUGCAGCUUACCCGCAUGCUCUCAUAGACUAUACGGGAGAGGAUUACCUUCAUAUGUUGCAGUGGCUCACCGAUUUCCAGCCUGCGGAGCCGACUACGUUGAGUGAGGCUUGUCGAUUGCAGCUGACGCCCGUUAGGCAACAUCUGGUGGCGAUGGACGUGGAGAUUACUGAUGAUUCACCGCCAGAGGAUAUCGACCGGCACAUGAGGCUGUUGCUGCUGAUGAUGCUUGGUGGUAUAUUGUUCCCGAACACUUCGAGAAACCUAGUCAGCUUGCUAUUUCUACAUCAUCUGGAGCGGUUAGAUGAUUUAUCUGGUUAUAGCUGGGGUGCAACUGUUCUAGCUUACCUGUAUAGGCAGAUAUGCCAGGCGUGCAUGGAAAACCAGAGAGACGUUGCCGGUUUUAUACCGUUACUGCAGGUUUGGGUAUGGGAGGGGUUUCUACAGUUCCAGCCACCUCUGCCACCGAUAACUCCGGAUACACCACCUCCACCAUUUCUCCCGCUAGCUUGGAGGUGGGUUGAUAGGCGAGGCCAUGCCCGCAAGGUCGAGGCUCGGCAUAAUCUCCCUUAG
Nicotiana tabacum (common tobacco) is the source of this 684-nucleotide messenger RNA. The record is from RefSeq and is a predicted model, not a curated record. Lineage: Eukaryota; Viridiplantae; Streptophyta; Magnoliopsida; Solanales; Solanaceae.